This is a messenger RNA of Diachasmimorpha longicaudata, 952 nucleotides long. RefSeq lists its product as uncharacterized. Lineage: Eukaryota; Metazoa; Arthropoda; Insecta; Hymenoptera; Braconidae. The transcript has 5 exons. The coding region runs from base 226 to 747 and encodes 173 amino acids. The record is from RefSeq and is a predicted model, not a curated record.
UGUGAGUUAACCGUAGGUGUAUGCCACGAUGGUUUGGCGCGACUGUUCUUGGCACAGUUUCCGACCAUCUCCUAUUGCAAGCGGAGUCAAACGGGCCCGCACCAGUGUUUCAUCGCACAAAAGAGUUUAUUCUAAUUUUCUAAUUGUAGAAGAAGAAAUUGAAUUGAAAGGUCUGUUGAGGAGUUACUUCCUCGAUUCAACCUGUGGUACAAAUAGGAUUUCACAAUGACAGUGCAAGACAAAGUUCGAGUCAACAGCUGUUGCUGCCGAUGGAGUCUCAGAUUCGGAACUUUGUUCACCGGAUUCUUGGGCAUUAUAUUAUCAAUAGCCACCAUCCUCCUCAUACUCUUAGCGGAUAUGGAAAUAAGAAUGGUGAUAGUUGACAUCUUCAGUAAAACUGUGACAAGGAUAAUUGUGAUCAUAAAUCUGUUCAUGACGAUCUUCAUCAGUUCUUUGCUGAUUUAUGGCGCAUGGAAGAAAAAAAGAUUUCUCAUGCUUCCGUGGAUAGUACUUGGCCUUAUGAUAGCAAUUGGAUUGUUGAUCAGCAUUUUGUACACUGCAAUCAGCCACAUGAUCAACAUCAGCAUAUGGGGAGGUGUUUUGUGGCUGGUGAUCGGUUUCAUAGUUUUCGUAAUUUACGUGUACCUGUGGGUGGUUGUUCUUAGCUAUCAUCGACAACUGAAAGACGACAAGCUGAAAGGAAAAAUUGACCCUUACGGAAGACCAUACAACUACAGCCGCGCGUGAAUAAUUCAAAGGAGUAAUUUAUGAACUCAUGACAGCAACAGUUGAGAUUUCACACUCGUGUCCAUCCAUAUGCCAUUAAUUCAAUUAUUUAUUUUGUAUUUAUAAAUUCAUAGAUGUAUGUUUUGUUAACUGUGUAGCGAUGUUGUAUGAUGCGAAAAGUAUACGUGCAUAAUAAAUCUAAUGAUAUGAGCGAAAACUCGAAUAA